This is a messenger RNA of Polyodon spathula (Mississippi paddlefish), 1148 nucleotides long. RefSeq names its product COMM domain-containing protein 1-like. Gene Ontology annotation, cellular component: endosome. Gene Ontology annotation, biological process: positive regulation of protein ubiquitination; negative regulation of sodium ion transmembrane transport; copper ion homeostasis. Lineage: Eukaryota; Metazoa; Chordata; Actinopteri; Acipenseriformes; Polyodontidae. The annotation marks the transcript as partial. The record is from RefSeq and is a predicted model, not a curated record. The transcript is spliced from 2 exons.
UCGUAUGGGUUUAAUCACUGUCUCUGUCCUUGCUUUUCAGUCCAUCGCUUCGGCGCUGAGCAGGUGGCUGUCCUCUCCAAGUUCUGGAAGAACCACAAGAGCAAGAGCCGGGAGAGCCUCAUCAGCCAGAGCCGCUGGGACAACAGUCUGCGCAACGUGAGCUGGAGAGUGGACUUGAAAACACAGAGUCGCCACGCCGACCAGGUCAACGCCCCUGUUGCUGUGGUGGAACUGGAGCUUGGGAAGACUGGAAAGGAAUCACAGUUUGUCUGCUUGGAGUUUGAUGAAGCCAAGGUGAACCAUGUUUUAAAGAAGAUAUCUGAGAUUGAGGAGAGCAUCAGUGCCAUAACACACAACAGCUAAUUUUUUCAUCUUCAUUCAUAGGCCUCUAGUGAAAUCUGCAACGUUCAGAACUAGUUAACAAAACAGAGUUGGAAGGAUUUGCCUGAAGGAGGCUGAGCAUGUUUUUACUUUAGUUGACCUGUUUAUAAUAGCCUCCUCCAGAUCCCUUAUAAAUUAAACACACUUUCCAAACCUGGAAAUAGCCACCCAUUUAUUUAUCAUGUGUUAAAAAAAGAAAUCUGGCAUCCAGUGUGAAGUAACGAGAAAGUAUCCUUAACAUGUUAGGCAUCAAUUUAUACAAAGAAAAAGAAAACUGAAGCAGCUAAACACAGUUUGAUUUCAACUACAGCCUAUUUCUUACCCCUUAGGCACUUGCUCAAUAUCUUGGAAUCUCUGUAUAGAUGAAAAUACUUCUAAAAUACACCAUAAGCCAAAUAAUUUAUUGCUCAGGCCAUUAUAUAUUAGAUAUUUGCAUCCAAUAAGGUCAGUCUUGACACCUGAUUAAUAGGAUCUUGGUGUUUUUGACAGAGUUUGGUUGCUAGUUUUCAAGGAUUUUCAAAAAAUGCAGAUAUUAGGCACUAUUGGAAAUAAUUCACAGACAUGACAACACAUUCGAUUCAAGUCCUAUGUUUGAUAUAGGCAUUGAUAUUGGCAGUGAGAUCAAAUCCUGGCAUUUCCUAUACGCUGUUAACCUUUGCAGACAAAUAAGACAUAUACCAGGAGAGGUGAUAUUAUUCCGGGCUUAAAAGGCAUGUCAUAUGCAGACAGGCUAAAAGAAUUGAAUCUGUUCAGUCUUGAACAAAGAA